Dunckerocampus dactyliophorus (ringed pipefish) is the source of this 1912-nucleotide messenger RNA. Its product is annotated as ALK and LTK ligand 2-like. NCBI's taxonomy places the organism in Eukaryota, Metazoa, Chordata, Actinopteri, Syngnathiformes, Syngnathidae. Gene Ontology annotation, molecular function: receptor tyrosine kinase binding; receptor signaling protein tyrosine kinase activator activity. Bases 651 to 1079 code for a protein of 142 amino acids. Gene Ontology annotation, biological process: positive regulation of ERK5 cascade; positive regulation of ERK1 and ERK2 cascade. The record is from RefSeq and is a predicted model, not a curated record. The transcript has 6 exons.
GCACCAAAGUAAAUUUCAACUCAUGAGGGAAAAAGUCCGACAAGCAACUACAAAGCACCACCAAAGAAGCGCGCCACACUUCUUGUAUGGUCACGUUGGGAGAAAAUGGACGCAACAGUGCGUCGCCGCGUAAUUUCAGUGGAAGUAUCCGGUGUGUCUGAGCGAUAAAUGGAAUAACGGAGAAGAACAGGGAAGGAGGAGGACUUGUGUCAAGUGUCAGCAAACCUCAAGUGCCAAUACAAAAUGCGUCUUAAUGGGAUCGCGGACAGCGCAGAGUGAGUCACCCACUGGGGGACACGAGGCAGCGUGUCAGAAUAAAAAGUAGGCUCGACUUGAUGCGCGCUGAUGGAGUGUUCUGAUCCGGACAUGGAACACAGGAGCCUCGGGUCCGCUCGCGUCAACUUUCUAUACGUCCGCUCGGAUCACAGGAUGUCCCACUUAUGACCUGCACCACUUUCCAUCCGUGGAUACUUUAAAUAAGGACGUUUUUGGCUUUUUUUGUUUUUGCGUGUGGAAAGUUAUUUUAUUUAUUAUAACGAACGCAGUGGAUUCAUUUACCUAGGAGGAUUAACACCACACUAAGCGAUACCAGCUUCGUUGUUACAAAACAAAAAGUGAAGGAGUACAUUUUUUUUAAUCCCGUGGGAGAUAUGAGGGGACUGCACAUGCAUGUCACCGUGGGACUGGUCCUUCUCACGUACACGCUCAUCACAGCGACCCCGACCUGGACCCCGGUGCCCGGUUGGAACACGAGCCGGGGACUGAGGACAGCGUCGGUGCUGGAGAGACACCAGGUCCCGUGGAGCCACCGGGGGAGGACGCCCCUGGUGGCGCAGAGGGAUUUCCACAGAUUGAAAACAGACAAGGGGGAUCAGCUUGCCGCCGUACUCCUUCGAGAUCUCAGAAAGAUGGAGAAAUACGUGACACAUUUAACAGGUCCGCUCUACUUCAGCCCCAAGUGCAGGGAGCAUGUGCACAAACUGCACCGGCAGAGAGAUUGCAGGAUACCUGCAUAUUUAAAGAGAUGCGCACGGCUUCUCACGCGGCUCGCCAGCAGCCCCCAAUGCACUGAAGGCUAACAGGUUAAAGCCUGAACAUCCGCGAUCCAGAAUGUUGUUGAAGGGGAAAAGUGCCUUGGACUUGUUGGACAAGCGGCCUAAAAUACUGACGAGCCCUGAUUGAAAGCAAGCCCACAGGAGUCCUUCUACUGAAGUCGGCUUUAUAAUCGACGUGGCUCACAUCGGAUGCUGCUCGAACCCCCCCCCACUCCCAAAACAUCGACAGAGGCUGCUGCUUUGCUUACGAACAAGACAACCGUGUCUAAUCUAUUGGUCGCCUCAUGAGACAUUUUUUUUGGCAACACACGGACGACGCCGGCGGGAAGUCACAGAAGCUCCUGUGAAAGCCUUAAUUUAUAGAUUUGAACCAUGACAAGAAUACACAGUAGACCAUGAUCAUGUACAUGUACACACGGGUACAUCUCAAACACUAACAAUAUCAUGAAAAAGUUCAAUAUUUAUCACCACUUACUCAAGUGAUAGCCAUAUGUUGUAUUGAUUGGAUGGUGUCAGUGACUGUCCCCAUGAUUGUGUAGCCUACUGAUGCAGACUGAGGGACCAUUUAAAAGGUUCAGAUAAUACAGAACUUCCAAUAUCAAACUUUUUCACAAUACUGUCAUUUUCUGAAAAUGAUCUGUAAGCCAUAAUCAUCAAAAUUGCAAGACAUAAAACUUCUUGAAAUAUUUUUGAGAUGUACCUGGAGUGUAAAACAAACCAUAAGCUCUACUAUAAAUGAAAUGCGUGAGGUAUACAGCGGUAUACAGCUACAGUAUGUACUAUAUAUACAAAGUAUAUAUAGAUAUAUGAAAAAACUAAAUAUAUUUAAAUAAAUUAUAUAAUUGGUACAAAAACAA